CAUGGCACUGGUUUCUUCCCUUUAUGUGCUACACUUAAUUUGAUGUUGUAUGAGCCUCACUUGAAGGUUUCAUCUGAUUCGGAAGUUUUUACUCUUCCUAAUUUCCCAGUUGAGAUCAAGCUGACAGGAAGCCAAAUACCGGCUUUUCUCAAGAAAAAGGUUGAAACAGAAUUCACCAAGUUGUUUGAAGCGUCCAAAGCCUGUGAGAAAAGGAGCUAUGGGGUUAUUGUUAACAGCUUCUAUGAACUUGAACCAGUUUAUGCAGAUCAUUAUAGGAAGGUGUUUGGGAGGAAGGCAUGGCAUAUAGGCCCGGUUUCGUUAUGUAACAAGGCAGCAUUGGAUAAAGCUGAGAUGAGGGGAAUGGAAGCCUCCCUUGAUGAACAUGAGUGCUUGAAUUGGCUUAAUUCUAAGAAACAAAAUUCAGUUGUUUACUUAUGUUUUGGAAGCAUGACCAAUUUCAGUGAUCCUCAGCUCUUUGAAAUUGCAUUGGGGCUUGAGGCAAGUGGGAGGGAAUUCAUUUGGGUUGUGAAGAAAGAAAAGAAAGAAAAGGAAGAGUGGUUGCCUGAAGGGUUUGAAAAGAGAAUGGAAGGUAAGGGACUAAUUAUAAGAGGUUGGGCUCCACAAGUGCUGAUUCUUGAGCAUGAAGCAAUUGGAGGCUUUGUGACUCACUGUGGGUGGAACUCUAUCCUUGAAGGAGUUUCCUCUGGGGUGCCAAUGAUCACAUGGCCCGUGUCCGCCGAACAAUUUUACAAUGAGAAGUUGUUGACUGAGAUACUGAGAAUUGGGGUUGCUGUUGGUGUUCAACAGUGGGCUACAUUUGUAGAUGUGAAGCAGGAAGCCAGUGUGAAGAGAGAGGCCAUAGAGAAGGCUGUGACUGAAAUCAUGGUUGGUGAUGAAGCAGAGGAAAUCAGAAGCAGAGCCAAGGCGCUUCGAGAGAUGGCAAGGAGGGCUGUUGAAGAAGGUGGUUCAUCUUUCUCAGAUUUAACUGCACUUAUUGAAGAGUUGAAGUCCCUUAAGGCUUGAAGCUUUAGCCAAACAACUAACGUUUUUGUCUGUACGUGUGUUUUUGUUUUUUGUUUUUUUAUCAUUGGGAAGGAAAAGUUUCUAUUCUAAAUCUAUAGCAACAGAAUUGUGAGUA
Molecule: messenger RNA, 1138 nt
Organism: Prunus mume (Japanese apricot)
Lineage: Eukaryota; Viridiplantae; Streptophyta; Magnoliopsida; Rosales; Rosaceae
Source: RefSeq, a predicted model, not a curated record